Molecule: messenger RNA, 1641 nt
Organism: Paramormyrops kingsleyae
Lineage: Eukaryota; Metazoa; Chordata; Actinopteri; Osteoglossiformes; Mormyridae
Product: homeobox protein Dlx2a-like
Biological process (GO): negative regulation of transcription by RNA polymerase II; cell differentiation; embryo development
Molecular function (GO): RNA polymerase II cis-regulatory region sequence-specific DNA binding; DNA-binding transcription factor activity, RNA polymerase II-specific
Source: RefSeq, a predicted model, not a curated record
CGCCCGCAUCUUUGGCAACAGACAAUCAGAAAUACAUCCUGGGGAUGCUGCAUCGUCUUUUUUUGUCGGCGAUGAGGAUGCUCUACAAAACUUUUGAGCGGCCGCUACAGACUCGCAGUUUAUUCUUUUAGCUAUAUGUUUGCUUAAGUUUCGUCGUGCUGUUAUUACACAGUCAGCUUUGGCCAUCGUAGAACAUUAUUUUACUUGGCGUACUCCACUAAUACAAUGACCGGAGUUUUUGAUUGUCUAACUUCAGAUAUGCAUUCCAGCCAGAUUACCUCAAACAGUUACCACACCUUGCACAAAUCGCAGGAAUCACCAACUCUACCGGUGUCGACUUCCACAGACAGCAACUAUUACAACAACCAACAGACUGGACACUGCGCUGGAUCGCCUUACGGACAGCUUGGUCUUUAUCAGUACCAACAUACGAAUGGUAUAGGCAACGGUCAGUACAACUCCAAGUCCUACGACGUGGGCUUCAACACUUCUUACAGCACAUACGGCUCAUACGCUUCAAGCUCCUCGCCACCUCCUACGGACGCAGAAAAAGAAGAAGGUGAGAGUGAAAUCCGAAUAGUCAAUGGGAAGCCGAAGAAAGUCAGGAAACCUCGCACUAUCUACUCCAGCUUUCAGCUGGCCGCGCUUCAGAGGCGCUUCCAAAAGACACAAUACUUGGCUUUACCCGAGAGAGCCGAGCUGGCGGCGUCCCUGGGACUCACACAAACCCAGGUGAAAAUCUGGUUUCAGAACCGCCGGUCGAAGUUUAAGAAGCUGUGGAAAAACGGAGAAAUUCCCCCGGAGCAACAUGUGGCUUCCAGCGAGUCUCCCCCCUGCAGCUCUCCGCCAGCUAGCAUAGCCUGGGAUUUUCCUCCAAAUCAAAGAAUGAACGGUGUAAACACGGGCUUGGUUCAAAGCAGCAGUCCUUCUAAUUCGACUGCUCCUUCCUUCAUGGCAAACUAUUCCUGGUACAACUCCACGAACUCUGCAGCCCAUAUACCACCUAACCCGUUAUUACAACACCAUAACUCUGCUGUGAGUGCGGGGACUAUAUUUUAACACUGGGCUGAACGACUCGUGAAAGAAGACAAAAAAAGAUUUUUACUGACCGUCUGGUUCCUUUUUUAUACGGACUUGAAAUUUGUAAACUCGUCCUUUCACGGUGGAGGCAAAAAACGCGCGAGUGUGACAGACUUGAUGUCGGUGCCAGACUGUAAAAUAUCGCCCUGCCCCGAUUUUUAAGAAUUAAUGUUUGCGAAGUUGUUUGUAAACGUCUCAUGGACAAUUAUGCAACAUUUAAAUUAUUGUUUUUUUUUUUUUGUAUUUAUUUAUUGUGUUUGUUUUGGUUUUCGAAAUAUGAAAACAAGACAUAUAUCCAGAACAGCGUGUUUUUACAAUAUAUGCAAAUCGUUAGUGGGGCAGUUCGGCGUAACAUCUCAAGUAAAUGUAAGCAUUGCGGUAAUAAACAUGUAGCAGCCUUUAAACGGUAAUGUUGGAUUUUGAAAAUGACCUCGAGUUUGUUAGCAAACAUGUUUUGUAUGUACCAAAAAUUGUUUUUAUUAUAUAUUAUUUCCAUAUGAGGUUAAGUGGAGCAUAUCGGACUAGUUUGCAUUAAACUUAAAGUCUUGCUGUUAUAAAAUA